Messenger RNA from Bufo bufo (common toad), 783 nucleotides. Its product is annotated as apolipoprotein A-I-like. Gene Ontology annotation, cellular component: extracellular region. Lineage: Eukaryota; Metazoa; Chordata; Amphibia; Anura; Bufonidae. Gene Ontology annotation, molecular function: high-density lipoprotein particle receptor binding; lipid binding. The coding region runs from base 1 to 783 and encodes 260 amino acids. The transcript has 3 exons. The record is from RefSeq and is a predicted model, not a curated record. Gene Ontology annotation, biological process: lipid transport; lipoprotein metabolic process.
AUGAGAGGUUUUGUGGUAGCCCUAGCUGUCCUGUUCCUUACAGGAGCACAGGCUCGUUAUCCAUGGCAACAUGAUGAACCCCAAAGCCCUUUACAGCAUUAUCGGGAAGUGAUUGAAAAUUACCUAUCUAAAGUGCGAGAUAUCGGUAGAGAAGCUGUGUCGCAGGCAGAGUCUUCAGAUGUUGCAAAACAGCUUGAUUUGAAGAUCACAGAGAAGUUUGACACUCUCAGUACUAAUGCACUGGCCCUGAAGAAACAGCUGCAUCCAUAUGUGGAAAAAGUCAAAGAGCAGGUCGCUGCAGAACUGUCAAAGGACAUCCCUCUUCUCAGAGAAAAGAUCCGACCCAUCGUUGAGAACUUCCAAAGAAAUUGGGCUGAGCAAGUAAAAACUUUCAAUGAGAGAGUGGCACCUUUGGGAGAAGAACUGAAGAGACAAACCAAACACAACCUAGAAGCCUUCUACAAGAAACUGCAACCAGUGGCUGAAGAUUUCAGAGAGAAGCUGCGUGGUGAGGUUGACUCCCUUCGGGUCAACUUGGCUCCAUACACUGAUGAGCUUAAGCAGAAGAUCGUACAGAAACUGGAAGACAUCAAAACCAAUGCUGGUCCCAGGACAGAGGAAUACAAGGCUCAGAUCUCCCAACAUAUUGAAGCCCUGAAGGAGAAGCUUGAACCUCUGGCUGAGAAUCUCAAAGAACGUCUGUUGCCCCAUGCAGAGGAAGCCAAAGCCAAAAUCACCAAACUUUGGGAAACUUUGAGGGCCAGACUUGCCCAAAGAUCUUAA